Molecule: messenger RNA, 2071 nt
Organism: Zeugodacus cucurbitae (melon fly)
Lineage: Eukaryota; Metazoa; Arthropoda; Insecta; Diptera; Tephritidae
Gene: Stip1
Product: stress-induced-phosphoprotein 1
Exons: 5
Coding region: 192-1652 (486 amino acids)
Molecular function (GO): Hsp90 protein binding
Source: RefSeq, a predicted model, not a curated record
GUGUGUUUCUUUUAACUUCUAGAAUACUCCCAAGUUCAUAUUCGCAGAAUACAAAAGGCUUCGAAAUUAAAAGCAGCACGUUUUUUCAAGUGAAAUAUUUAAUUGCAUAAAACGAGUAUUUUAGUAUAUAUUCAAACUAUUGCAAAGUUGCAAAAUUGUAAUAUAUUAAAUUAAAAGUUGAAAUAUUUGAAAUGGAUAAGGUGAAUGAACUCAAAGAAAAAGGAAACCGCGCACUUAAUGCAGAUAACUUUGAUGAAGCUAUUGCAGCGUACACUGAAGCCAUUAAUUUAGAUAAUACAAAUCAUGUGUUGUACAGCAACAGAUCUGCUGCAUAUGCGAAGGCUUGCAAAUAUGAUAAAGCUUUAGAGGAUGCAGAAAAAACAAUAGCCUUGAACCCUUCAUGGCCUAAAGGUUAUUCGCGUAAAGGAGCAGCAGCUACAGGGCUUAAAAACUAUCGGGCCGCCAUGGAAGCGUAUGAAGAAGGUUUAAAACAUGAUCCUCAAAAUGCUGUAUUGCAACAAGGUAUUCAAGAAGUCACUGCCACAGUACUACAAGCGAUGACAGGGCAUUUUUCAACUCCCAUGGAUGUAGACCCACAGUCACCGCCGCCCAAAGCCCCUGAGCCCAAAAGUGCCGAACCCCCGAAACCCGCUGAGCCGAAUGUGGAUGAAAUGAACGAAGAAGAACGCAAAAAGUAUUUUGCCAAGAAGGAUAAGGAAGCCGGUAACGCUGCAUAUAAGAGGAAAGACUUCGAAACAGCACUAAAACAUUACCAAUCCGCAUUGGAACAAGAUCCAACAGAUAUAACAUUUUACAAUAACAUAGCAGCCGUUUAUUUUGAACGUAAACAAUAUAACGAGUGCAUAAAAGAAUGUGAAAAGGGCAUUGAAAUCGGGCGUGAGAAUCGCGCGGAUUUCAAAUUGAUUGCAAAAGCGCUGGCGCGUAUAGGCAAUUCGUAUCGUAAAAUGCAGGAUUACAAGCAGGCGAAAGUGUAUUUCGAAAAGGCUAUGUCUGAACAUCGCACGCCUGAGAUUAAAACAUCUCUUAGUGAAGUGGAAGCUAAAAUUAAAGAGGAAGAAAGACGCGCUUAUAUUAAUCCUGAAUUAGCUGAAGUUGAAAAAGAAAAAGGCAAUGAGUUCUUCAAAAAGGGUGACUAUAGCAAUGCUGUGAAACAUUAUUCGGAAGCAAUCAAACGGAAUCCCGACGAUCCAAAAUUGUACAGCAACCGGGCCGCUUGUUACACCAAGUUGGCUGCAUUUGAUCUUGGACUGAAGGAUUGUGAAACUUGCAUAAAGUUGGAUGACAAGUUUAUCAAAGGUUACAUUCGAAAGGGCAAAAUUUUACAGGGCAUGCAAAAAUCUUCGAAGGCAUCUGCAGCUUACCUCAAAGCUCUGGAAAUUGAUCCCCAAAAUGCUGAAGCACUUGAGGGUUACCGCCAGUGUUCGAUUUCUUAUCAACGUAGUCCUGAGGAUGUGAUGAAGAACGCUUUGGGCGACCCAGAGGUACAACAAAUUCUAAAGGAUCCGGCUAUGCGCGUAAUACUGGAUCAAAUGCAAACCGACCCUAAAGCGGCAAAAGAACAUCUCCAAAAUCCGGCGAUAGCCGAUAAAAUUAUGAAGCUGAUUGAAGCGGGCAUCGUUCAAAUUCAUUAAACUAUAAAUGAUCCAAAAUGGAGUUACGAUCAAGCGAUUUAAAAUCUGAAAACUAAUUGACCGAAGUUAACGUACAUAGAAUUGAGAGCGUUUAAAGAGUUGCACCAAUAAAAUUACGCAUUUCCACGUCCUCCUCUCUAAAUAAUACUAAAACAUAAUACACAUAUAUAAAAUUAAAUAUGAAAAGAGAAAUUGUUUCUCUUAUGCUUUUCAUAAUUUUAAAUAAUCUUCUCAUAUUACAAAAGUCUAUGCAAAUCGAUCUUAGAUUUAUUUUUACAUGGCGUGUGUGGAUUUCGGAGUUUACUACUUUAUAGUUUAGUCGUUUAGUUUUUAAUUAAGUAUUUGAGCAAAAUGUAAUUUCUUAAAUUGAAAUAAAAAGAUGUAUACUUGCGCUUUUGUGGGUGCUAAAUUAAAACAAA